Chara braunii is the source of this 1135-nucleotide messenger RNA. Lineage: Eukaryota; Viridiplantae; Streptophyta; Charophyceae; Charales; Characeae. The record is from the annotation of a GenBank genome assembly.
CCCAAGCUUGUUGGUGAAACAAGUUCGCAGCGGAGAAGAUCGUCAUCACUAGGGCACCUGGUAAGAGGAAUCGAGAAGCGAUCAUUGUCGGAAGAACCAACCAUCAAGAAAUAGUUGGAGGAGUUGACGACAUCCAUAGCAAGCAUGAAGAGUUUUAUUGAUGCUGAGCGGGAACGUAAGAACGAAGAAGAGCGACUGAAGAAAGAAAAGGAGAAGCAGGAGCAGGAGAUUGCCGAACAACGUAAACGAGAGGAGAUGGAGCAACAAGCGAGGGAGCGAAGAUCCAAAAAGAAGGAGGAGAGGAAGAGGAAAGAAGCAUAGGCUAGAGCAACCAUGCUUAAGGAGAUGCGCAUGGAGAUGAAGCUGCACAUAAACGCCAUGAGCGAAGGAGUGCAUGAUCGGCUGUUGCAGGCGAUGAUUUCAGAGGAGGCGAAAGGGAAGACGAAGGUGUCAGACAAUGCCUCGGAUGACUCCGCUUACAGUUCUGGUGACAGCGAGAUUGAAGCUUUGAGCGGUGAAGCCGAGCGAUUGAUCAUCCAAGAGAAACGCAAGCGAGGCGCUGACGAACCCGUAGGUGAUAGCCCGCUUGUGACGACGCCUGCGAAGAUAUCUGCCAAGAGGGUCGGUAUGGACCCUAAGAAGCUUAUGUUGAGCUGCCGCCACCCACCAAUGAAGAAACAGUCCCCUAGGAAGUGGACACCGGCAACGGCCUCGUUGACUAGGAGACGGAAGAUCCCAGCAUCACCUGGUGCGACGGGGAAGCUGAAAUAUGUUCAGGACAACUUGCGUGAACUAGGCGCGCUUAACAUCGAGGAACUGAGGAUGAUCUGCUGCGGUGAGAAUGUCAAUUGCGAAGGGAAGAAAAUGGACAUCAUUCUUGCUAUUACGGAAAAAUGCGCACAUACCGCCUAUGGUACGGACGAGGAUGAAGGUGCUAAGAAGAUGUGGAAGCCGUGGACGAUGAUAAUAAAUCGGCCAACGAGUCAGAGGACGAUAAAGAGAAAGACACGUGAACAAACAGCGACUACUGGAGGCUUUGCAGAACGUUGGUGAUAGAGAGAAGGAGAGGAUCGUACGAUGACGCAGUGGAAAUUGUCUAUUGUCUUAUUGUUGUGAUACUGGCACUAAGGAAUCA